Molecule: messenger RNA, 540 nt
Organism: Protopolystoma xenopodis
Lineage: Eukaryota; Metazoa; Platyhelminthes; Monogenea; Polystomatidea; Polystomatidae
Source: the annotation of a GenBank genome assembly
AUGGUCAUUAUAGGUCAGGCUGGGCGCUCUUCGAACAAACGAUUUGGAUGGAGCUUUCGUCGUCGGACUGCUGGUUCUUCUGCUCAAACGCUCACUGCACAAAAUAUACCCUCCAGCACUGGACUUGUUCACCAUCCUCAUCAACACGCCAACCAACACCGCCAUCUCGUCCAUUCGCCUAGUGCAAGCGCAGCAACUUCUUUGCUGGCGCCAUCAUCAUCUACACUAUGUGGUAUGGCUGACUUUUCCUCUUCUCAUCAAGCCUCAACUUCUCCCUUUUCAUCACACCUGCCUUCGGUGGUCCCAUCACAUAACAAUAUCUCAUCGCUUUUAGAUGUAUCACCGGGUUCUGGUAGCAAUCUAUCUUCACCACUAGGACCUGGAAAUGUAUCCCCUAUUUCCCCCAUCCAUGUGGCAAAUUGCAAUCUGAAGGCAAUGUCAGUCGGAAAUGGUCGAAUGAUUCCAGCCUCUUAUUUACAGGCCACUUCUGUGAAAGAGAAGACAUUGAAUCCGUUAUGGAAUGAAGUGUUUUGGUUGUAA